AUGGGCCCAGUACAAGAUCAUUGCGGUUUCGCCGAAGGGUAUCGCUAUCAAAAUUGGGUUGCUGAAUCGCGAUGUCACGUUUUACCGGCUGGAAGUAACCCGCGUCAAUCCUUAGUGGCAAAACGUUCCCGAUCUCCUGACGGCGUUCCUUGUACCAAACCAAGUUCUCCUCAAAACGCCGGCCGCCCUUUUUUCGCAGGCCCCCCGCCCCUUUUUUUUUUUAAUUUUUUCGAGCGGGGGGGAGGCCGCAGCCGGCGUUUUUUCUUUUUUUUCUUUUUUUUUUUUUUUUGGGAGGCGCGGGGGCGCCGGCGUUUCUUUCCCCGCCGGCCUGAACGGGGGAAGCCGCCCCGCCUUUUCUCAAGCCGCCUUGCCUUCCGCCGUGGCUCUGAAGGAAGGUGUGGUUCUUGUUUUGGGCGCCCUCUCUGGGGCACCGGGGGUGGCUUUACCUUGCGUCAUGGUCUCCUUUUGGGGUGUCGGGUGGGGGUGUGGUCGGAGGUCUCUGGCAUGGCGGAGUUUAUCAUGUCCUCUUUGUGUUUCGUGGUGUUGUUGGGUUUUUUUCUCAGCGAUUGGGAUUGUUUUGGUGCUUUGGUCCCUAUAACUCUGCUUAUGGCAAGUUUUUUUUUUGUUUGUUUGUUUUCGGUUGCACCCGCUGUUUUCUUUGCUUUUUUAUUUUCUCCCUUUCUGUAUAUUGACGGUGCCUGUGGCCAGUGA
This is a messenger RNA of Trypanosoma theileri, 711 nucleotides long. RefSeq lists its product as uncharacterized. Bases 1 to 711 code for a protein of 236 amino acids. The record is from RefSeq and is a predicted model, not a curated record. The transcript has a single exon. NCBI's taxonomy places the organism in Eukaryota, Euglenozoa, Kinetoplastea, Trypanosomatida, Trypanosomatidae.